CGUGGUACUCGUACAUGCACGAUCAGACCGGCUUCACCAGCGGCUUGAUAUAGCCACGGUGUGUGCGCGCUUCGUCGCGAAGCGAAAACUUAACGAACGGAUUCGCUAAACAGCCAUCCAACGUGACGGAAAUAAUUGAUCGAGUACCGCGGAUCGUGCACCGACGCGAGUGUCGUUCGAGCCGGCAAAUAUGGGCCUCAAGGAUUUCCGGAUAAUCUUUGACAAUCCAUGGAGCACGUACUAUCCAGGACAGACGGUCAGCGGGAACAUAAUCGCCGUGCUGGACAGCACAAAGAAGAUUCGCGGAAUAAGCGUGAAAGUAAAAGGUGUCGCGAAUACGUGCUGGACAACCGACAAACAAGAGAUGGAUGAUAGGGGACAAUACAGAGAGGGGACACAGACAGUCACUGCCCACGAAGAAUAUUUCGAGACAAAGUAUUAUCUGGUUGGAUCCGCUUCUGGAGGCGAGAUCGAGAUACAAAGCGGCGACCAUAAAUUUCCGUUUCAAUGCGUUCUACCGACCAAUUUGCCGAGCAGUUUCGAGUCUGAUUUUGGGCACGUUCGUUACACCGUCAAAGCAACUUUGGAUCGACCCUGGAAGUUCGAUCAAGAAGUGAAGAGUCCCUUCACUGUGAUUCUGCCCCUCGAUCUUAAUCAAGAAUUAAGAGCUUCGGAAAAAGUUCAAGAGGAGAUGAGCAAAACGUUUUGCUGUUUAUGUUGCGCGACCGCGCCUCUGACUGUGAAUUAUUCUUUACCGGUCAGAGGCUAUGUACCAGGCCAGUCGAUGUCGAUCAAGAUCAACGUUGAAAAUCAAUCGGGAGUGACGGUGAAUACUGUGAAGCUCAUUCUUUGCAAGAUCGUAACCUUCCGUGCAACCACACCGAGCAACGACACGAGAACCGAGGAAAUCGUCGUCUCAGAGGUUGGCAAAGGACCCGUCGAAGGAGGGGGAACAGCCGAUUACGAGCAGAAUCUCGAAAUUCCGCCACUGCCACCGUCCAAUUUGACCAAUUGCGGUAUCAUCGACUUGGAAUAUAAUCUGAAGGUCGUGGCCUGCGUUUCGGGAUGGUACUAUCGAAAUUUGUCGAGGAACACGGUCAUUUACGUGGGCACGGUGCCACUAGUGAAUUAUCAGACUCCAAGUGCACCACCGGCAGAGGCGAUGAAACCGGAAGUUGGAUGGACGGCCCCCGAUGGAAUACCAACAUCGAGCUUAUAUCCUGAUUUACCGCCUCCGUCGUACGAGGAAUCGACGAACGGUGCUAGAAGUCUUUGGGAACGCGGUGAAUCCGAGCACGUUUUCGGUUUGACGAAUCGUUUCGCGCCUAGAUAUCCGGUUUACAAUUUCGUGCCUAUACAAUGAACAACGAAACGAAGCUAUCGAAGGUUUUAUCCGUAAAGAAAAAAAAUCGUUCGUUUCACAGCGCAGCCUGCAAAGCACUUUCCAAGAGCUUCGUAACGAUAACGAAAGUAGAGAUUCGUGUUUGAUCAAGUUGACAGUCUCGAUUCUUAUGGUGAUCUUUUUCACCGUUUCGUUUUGCUUGAAACAGGAAACUAUCAAAUGUUCGAUCAAGCUAAUUGUUUAUAAGUCACUUUGUUCCAAAGGAUUCUCCAUCUUGAGAAUUUAUAAACUUUUAGGCUGUAAGGACGCGUUUCGUGACUGGUCAAGUUUGAAUUUGUGUGCCUCGAGUAAACAAAGAUAUUUUUGGUCAAUUAAGACGUAUAGUUCAUAAAUUUUCUACAAACGAUCAAAGUCUGAAAUUGUACAUUGAUAUAACGAUAUACAAAGCAAUAUUAGCUAAUUACCGCUGUCAGAACGCACCGGCUUUAAUGAGAAUUUGCUUAAUUUACAAUUUUUUUGUAUGUAUAUAAUUGUGUAUUAUUAUUACUUAUACAGAUAUACCGUAUUUUAAAGGAACGAAGAAAAAUUUAAAUGCAAACA
Colletes gigas is the source of this 1942-nucleotide messenger RNA. Its product is annotated as arrestin domain-containing protein 17. The record is from RefSeq and is a predicted model, not a curated record. The transcript is spliced from 7 exons. The coding region runs from base 191 to 1363 and encodes 390 amino acids. Gene Ontology annotation, biological process: protein transport. Gene Ontology annotation, cellular component: cytoplasm. Lineage: Eukaryota; Metazoa; Arthropoda; Insecta; Hymenoptera; Colletidae.